AUGGCUGCUAAUCUAAUCAAGGAGAUCGUUAGCAGGAACAAGCGGCGGUAUCAGGAGGAUGGGUUUGACCUGGACCUCACUUAUAUCUAUCCCAACAUCAUUGCCAUGGGUUUUCCCGCUGAGCGACUUGAGGGCGUCUACAGGAACAAUAUCGAUGAUGUCGUUCGGUUCUUGGAUUCCAAGCACAAGAAUCACUAUAAGAUCUAUAACUUGUGUGCAGAGCGACACUAUGACACUUCGAAGUUCAGCUGUAGAGUGGCUCAGUAUCCAUUCGAAGACCACAACCCGCCACAGCUGGAGCUAAUCAAGCCAUUCUGUGAGGACUUGGAUCAGUGGCUUAGUGAAGAUGAGCAUCAUGUGGCUGCCAUCCACUGCAAGGCAGGAAAGGGCCGCACUGGAGUCAUGAUCUGUGCCUACUUGUUGCACCGAGGGAAGUUCCAGGAAGCUCAAGAGGCCCUAGAUUUCUAUGGAGAGGUCCGGACAAGAGACAAGAAGGGUGUGACCAUUCCCAGCCAGCGCCGCUACGUCAUCUACUACAACUUCCUGCUCAGGAACCGGCUGCACUACAGACCUGUGGCCCUGCUCUUCCACAAAAUGUUGUUCGAAACCAUCCCCAUGUUUACGGCUGGUACAUGCAACCCUCACUUCGUGGUCUACCAGCUAAAAGUGAAGAUCCACACCUACAACCCUGCUUAUACUCGCAGGGAGGACAAACUGAUGUUGUUUGAGUUCCCUCAGCCACUACCUGUCUGCGGAGACAUCAAGGUGGAGUUCUUUCACAAGCAGAACAAGAUGAUGAAGAAGGAAAAGAUGUUUCAUUUCUGGAUCAACACAUUCUUCAUCCCAGGGCCAGAGGAGUCCUCGGACAGACUGGAGAACGGUAGCUUUGCAACACUUCGAGAUCUUUCUGACAGAAUGUUUCAGAAUCCAGAAUUGAUGAUGGGGAGUGAGACCAACGACAGAGACUUCUUGGUUCUGACACUUGACAAGAAUGAGUUGGAUAAAGCCAAUAAGGAUAAAGCCAACAAGAACUUCUCCCCAAACUUUAAGGUCAAACUGUUUUUCACAAAGACUGUGGAGGAAGGAGCCAACUGUGACACGUGCAGUAUGUCGACCUCAGUGACCCCAGAUGUCAGCGACAACGAGCCGGAUCACUAUCGCUACUCGGACACUACAGACUCAGAUCCUGAGAACGAACCAUUUGAAGAUGAUCUCCAUAGUCAGAUCACAAAAGUCUGACACACACAGACACGCACAUAUUCAGUGUAAACGUGUACAUAAAUACACAAGGCCAGGAACACUGGAUGGAGACCAGUAUUGGACCAGAAGUCUGGGCCAGAAUUGAUCUGUGGACUUGGGGUCUAAAGAGCUUGGAUCAGAUAAUGACACCAAACGUAUUUUAUCUACUCGGUGCACAACCAAACAAUCAUGAUGGGGUGAUCAGUUGGAAGUGGCUGAGGCACAGAAUGGGACAUUUUAACAGAAACUGAGUAAAACUUGAAUCUCAGAAAGUCGGAGGUUUCCUUCAUUGAGGUAAACCUAACCUUUCCUAGAAUCUUUUAUUUCAUCUUUCUUUCUUUCCUCCAGAAGAAUGUUUUUGUUUUGAAAACAAAAAUAUUCUAACUUUGUUUCCAUUUCUGUCCUGUCUGAGUUCCGGCUUGGUUCUUCUCUCUGAGCAUUAAAUUCUUGUCAUGUCAGCUGCUUUCCUAUUGAAAUGUUUCUUUAAAUUGAUCAUAAUCCAAUCAAGAUCAGGAUCAAAAAAGAUUCAGAUGUGAACCCAGAUGCACAGAAGUUCCAGAAAUCCAGAAGUUUUAAAAUUAGAACAUUUGGUUGAGUUUGAUCCCAACGCUCUGGUAGGAAGCUUGAGGAGGUUCUGUUGAAGGAUGUAAAGCAGUCUAGAUCGCAGCAGGAUAUUGUAGUUUGCAGAUUUUCUGGCUAAUUGUUAACCAUUGGUUUAGAAUUUAUUUUACUAGUCAGAGCAAGAAAUCUUUAAGGUUAGCUUUGGAUUCUGAUCCUAAGAUGACAUAGUGUUGUGGAUUUCCAGCUCAGAUCGAUUCAAACCCUUGUGUUGGCACAAUAUGUGUUUGGAUUUCUUAGUUCAUAAGUGUCGGAUCCCCAGGACUCUGUAAUGGUAAUAAUUUAUGGGGUUCCAUGUGUCACUCAGAGGGAGUUUCCAACCCUGUUAAUGAAAUCUACUCCAAAUCAACUGGCAUUUUGUCAAUCAGCUGUUGGAGUCUGUCCAAUCCCAGGUAUAGGAAGUGUAUUCUGUUUUCCUCUAGCUUCUAUCUGUCAUUAACCUAAACAGCAAACAAGCUCAUCUCUCUAACCAUCCCUGUUCCGGAUGCUUCAGCCUUGUAAAUAUUCCUGAGCAUGUUCAAUCCAGCUAGAAAAGCUCUUCUGGUUGUUUGGCAGCUUUCUGUUAGUAUUAUGAACUUAUCAUAUAAGCUACAGAGCCUUCUGAAAAUGCAAUCCAGGUUUGGGAAGGAUCAUGAGGUCUUUAGAAUGACUGGUCUGAAACUGUUUAAGAAGGCUGUGCCCCAUCCCUCGGAGUGUCACUACAGCUAAGCUGGUUCUCUGUAAGGUUUCUGGUGCUAAAACAUUUCAGAAGGUUCAAUGAUAGAGCCUCCUAAUGGGCCAGAUUUGUCAAAUCAGAAGUGCUUCUGAUGUUUAAGGUAAGGUAAUUUUAUUUAUAUAGCACAUUUUCAACAAGGCAUUUCAAAGUUCUUAACUUAGAUUUUUUUUUAUGUUUAAUGUUUGUUCAAACUGAGAUAAUGUAAUCUAGACAGCAAGUUUAAAUUUUUCUGAAGCUACUUAGAGAUGUUCCAGUUUAGAUCCUGACUCUGGUCAGUUUUUUCCUCCUCUAGUUUUCCAUAUUUUUUUUCCUCUUAUGUUGCAUUAGCGCUGUAACUCUAUUUGCUAUGCACAGUCUUCAGAUUGGAUCACACGGAAACUGACUUAGCUGGAGCGUAUCUGACAAUGAAGGACUCUUGACUCUUAGUUCAGAUCCGUGAAAACUCUGAAGUUGUCUAAUUGGAGAAGUUUCACUGGUCAUGAAACUUCGCCAUUUGGACUUAAAUCAAGUCCAUGGGGUGAAAGCUGAAGCUCUGAUCACAUAUUGGAGUGGUAGAACCUUGUAGAACAUUCUCUCUCACGGUCAGAUACAGUCUCUUUCAAAAUGGACAGUAAGGCAAAUUGCAUUGUUUUUGUUGAACAAUGAAGACAUUUGGGUUUAACAUCAAAACAUGAGCAUGACAGAAGAGUUCAGAAUGUCACCUUUUACUUCCUGGUUUGUACAUGUAGAUGUGUUAAACAACUCAACACAUACCACCCUUUCUUUGAAUCCACCCAUUUUUCAAAUGAGCCAAACUAUUGGAACACGUGAUUGAAAGGUGUUCCUUGUUGACCAGGUGUUGCCUUUAACGUUGAUUGUUCAAACAUUUAAAUAGCUCUGCUUGACUAGUCUACUUUUUGGCUUAUGCUUAAACCUAUUAGCUAGGAGUUUCUUGUUGAAGAGGAUAAACCAACAUGAAGACCAGAGAGCUGUCUAUGGGAGAAAAACAAGCCAUUUUGAAGCUGAGAAAAGAAGGGGAAUGAAUCAGGCCCAUUGGCCAAACAAUGGACAUAGCAAGCACAACAAUUGGAAUGUUCUGAAUAAGAAAAAAACUACUGAGCAACAGACGGCAAACAGGCCGGCUAAGGAAAACAGCAGUAGCCGAUGACAGAAAUAUUGGAAGAGCUGUGAAGAAAAAUCCCAAAACAUCAAUAAGUGACAUCACUAACGACCCCACAGUGCAGGGCUGAACAUAUCACAAUCCACUGUUCAAAGAAGACUCAGAGAGCAGAAAUAUAGAGACUAUACCCAAAGAUGCAAACCACUUAUAAGUAGUAAGAAUCAGAAGGCCAGAUUGAAAUUUGCAAAGAAGUACAGAGAUGAGCCAGAAAAGUUCUGGUACACAAUCUUAUGGACUGAUGAAACCAAGAUUAAUCUCUACCAAAGUGAUGGAAAUGCCAAAGUUUGGAGAAAGAAAAGAGCUGCUUUGGAUUCAAAGCACACAAGGUCAUCUGUGAAGGAUGGUGGAGGUAAUGUCAUGGCUGCUUCUGGAACAGGCUCAUUAUUUUUUAUUGAUGUAAGUGAUGGUGGUAGCAGCAGAAUUAAUUCAGAAGUGUACAGAAACAUUUGUGUGCCAAUUUAUAGGGAAAUGCAUCCAAACUAAUUGGGAGAAAUUUUAUCAUGCAGCAGGACGAUGACCCAAAACACACAUCCAGCAAAACAAAGAACUUCAACAGAGGAAAAAAAUGGAAGGUUUUAGACUGGCCAAGUCAAUCACCUGACCUUAACUCAAAAGAGAAUGCAGUUCACCUCCUGAAAUGUUUGAUUUGGGGAAGGAACCCUCCGAAACAAACAAGAACUGAGAGAAGCUGCGGUAAAAGCCUGGAAUAGCAUCACAAACGUAGAAUGCAACAGCUGGUGAUGUCAAUAGGUCGAAGGCUUGAGGCACUCAUUACAAAUAAAGGUUAUGCCACCAAAUAUUAAAUACUAUUUACUUUAAGUUUCUUUGUUCUUCUGCUCACCUAAAAAUGCUGUGGUGCAACACAAAUAGUGAGAUAUCCAAAUGUGCUUACCACAUCUACUGUAAAAACCAGGAAGUAAAAGUUGACUUUCUGAACUCUAGUCAUGCUCAUGUUUUGAUGUUGAACCCAAAUGUCUUCAAAGCAAUUUGCCUUGCUGUUCCAAUACUUUUGAAGGGGACUGAAAAUUUUCUGUCUGGUGUUGGUAAGGGUUCAAUAUGUCAAAUGAAGGCUUAUGAAAACAGAGAACUGGCAACUGGGCAAAAAUUGUUAGGUUUCUGAGAGCUGUUGAAGUUUUUCCAACAGUCUUCCAAAUUCCUAAUCCUGUAUCAAUGAGGAAGCAUUCCAUAUUGAUUCUUGGAGCUUUUUUUCCCCUCCAAAACUUAAUGGGUUAGGGUUAAUAUAAUCUUAAUGGGGGAUUUGGACUUUGUAAGGGAAACUGCCUGGCACUAGGAGUUAAGGCAGAAUUAGCUAAAUCAGAACAUUGACCAGCUGCUCAUUUUCUGACAAGCGUCAGGUGGAUGAAUUUAUGGCCUUUCCUGAAGGUGCUGAUAUCCUAAAGUGUUUCAGAACUGAUCCUCGGAUAAGAUGCUCCAAUGUUUAGAUUUGUUGAGUAAGAAUUGGAACCAGCAAGGUGUUCAAUUGGAAGCACAAUCCUGUUGAACUCCCUGUAUGAAUAGCGACGAGCUCCAAGAUAACGCCUCUGCUUGUUCUGGAUCUUCAGCCCAUCUCAUUGGGUUUCAGAUGCUAAGCUGCAGCUCAUUCAGGAAGUUCACAUGUCAGAGGCGGGUUGAUUCCUGCUCCGAAAAGUGGGUUCUGGACUUUUGAAAUGGGUUUUUAGUGGACUACAUGGAUCAGAGGUAUUAACGGUCAAAUCAACUGAGGGUCAUUUGACUUUGACAGACCAGGAGACAGAAUCAUGUCUUAUAAGACAUUAUAUAUCACAUUGCUCAUGUUUGAAUCAAAACUACAGUAGGUUUUGAUUUGACCAUUUGGGUUCCAUUUCAAUCUCCAUUCCCAUCAACAAAAAGCUCACUUGGAUGUUUGUGUGAUUUUGGGUUGAAGUGGUCAUUGGUUGUCCAGUCAGUAAUUUUUGUUCAGCUGAUUAGCAAAAUGUUGUUCGUAUGUUGGUGCUUGAACCUGUACAUUUCAUGACAUCAGUGUUCAAUUUUAGUGGAAUAUCUGAUUCUGCUACUCAGUGGAUAUUUUAAGUUCCAAACAAUAAAAACCUUCAAUCACAACUGUAGACUGUUCCUGUAGAAUGGUUGUCAGUAACACAUUGACAACUUCUGAGUUGUGGAACCAUCAGCUUCAAAAGAUGUUUGUAAAUGUUUUUUUUUUCAGUCAGAAGUCAAACAGGAGAGUUGCUGCGACACUUUGAGUUGUUACCAUACACAUACAUUAAUACACACACAUUAUUCUGACCCCUCCCCUCUUUUAUCUGCCGCUACCCAUUUUAUAAUGGAAAAAAACAAAAAACACUGUAAAGUGAAUAAACUAUUUAUAAACAGCCA
This is a messenger RNA of Xiphophorus hellerii (green swordtail), 6083 nucleotides long. RefSeq names its product phosphatase and tensin homolog B (gene ptenb). Gene Ontology annotation, cellular component: plasma membrane; cell projection; nucleus. The transcript has 9 exons. The record is from RefSeq and is a predicted model, not a curated record. Gene Ontology annotation, molecular function: phosphatidylinositol-3,4-bisphosphate 3-phosphatase activity; protein tyrosine phosphatase activity; inositol-1,3,4,5-tetrakisphosphate 3-phosphatase activity. The coding region runs from base 1 to 1239 and encodes 412 amino acids. Gene Ontology annotation, biological process: cell motility; phosphatidylinositol 3-kinase/protein kinase B signal transduction; negative regulation of cell population proliferation. NCBI's taxonomy places the organism in Eukaryota, Metazoa, Chordata, Actinopteri, Cyprinodontiformes, Poeciliidae.